AUGCAGACCAAUAUCUGGGUACCGCUUACAAAGAAAGCCCUAGGAAAAAAGAUACAAGAACAUCUGAAGCUAUUUACAAGUGUAGGCAAAAUGAAGGUGACUCUGGUUCAUAUUUCUUUUGCACUGCUGCUGCUGCUGCUAGGCCUCGGGCUGGGCCUGGGGCUGGGCCUUCACAUGGCUGCAGCCGUCCUAGAAGGUGGUGGUCAGCCACUGAGUGAGUUUUGGUCCAGUGACUCCCAGGACAAAGCCGAGGCCACUGAAGAGGGACAGGGCCUCCAAACCAUGGAAACCCUUGUGCUUAGCUCCAAAGAAAUAGCACAACCUGGAUGGCCAGAAGACACCAUUCUUAGUGAAGAUGAGGUUGGAGGAAGCAGGAUGCUGAGGGCUGAGGCUGUCUUUCAGAGCAACAAAGACUACCUUAGGCUUGACUUGAAUACCAGGGAAUGUAAUUCCAUGAUGGCACACAAGGUAAAGGGAAAUAAUCACAGCUGCAUCGACCAGUACACGUUCAUCCACGAGGAUCCAAGCACAGUCAAAGCCGUCUGCAACAGUCCUGUGGUCGCCUGUGAUCUCAAAGGAGCCAAAUGUCACAGAAGCCACCGGCCUUUUGAUUUGACAUUCUGCAAGUUGUCCAAACCAGGCGAAGUCACUCCCAACUGCAAUUACAUAACUUACAUUCUGGAAAAGGUUGUUAUCAUGACGUGCGGUGACUUGAAGCUGCAGUCAACCUUGGAAUGA
Nannospalax galili (Upper Galilee mountains blind mole rat) is the source of this 738-nucleotide messenger RNA. RefSeq names its product ribonuclease A family member 10 (inactive) (gene Rnase10). The transcript has 2 exons. Bases 1 to 738 code for a protein of 245 amino acids. The record is from RefSeq and is a predicted model, not a curated record. Lineage: Eukaryota; Metazoa; Chordata; Mammalia; Rodentia; Spalacidae. Gene Ontology annotation, molecular function: nucleic acid binding.